AUGGAACAUACCUACGAAAUUUUAAAUGGAUAUCCUGAAUACCCUCUUGAAAAUAAUAAUGAAGUCAUAAGUGACUUUAUUAAUGAUUCGCUAUGCGAAAACGAAUCUGUCCCUCUCCCAACUUACCCACCACCAAAAUUUCAAACUCGAUGCACAAUUUCUCAACAAAACAAUAACCUUUCUAUGUAUCAAAAAAUUCAAAUGGUUGCUAAGACUAUUAAGGCAUUUGAAGAAAGCAUUAUUAGACAACUCGAACAAGUUAAUGAACUUAAGGAUCAAUUAAAUCAAAUGAACCAAUUUUUCAUCGCACAACAUCAACCACAACGAAAGCCUUCCGUAUCUCGUCAUAUAUACCGAAAUCAUGCUCCUAGACCUCAUCCUUAUUUGAAUGAACGUCCUUUGAUUUCUUCUCGUACACCAACUAUUCGUUCUGCUGCGCCAACUUGCCGUCAUGAAUGUUUUACGACUGAACAACUCAUUUCAUCGAAUAGUUUUCAUCAACAACAAGUUAACGUUCCUGUUGAGACAGUUGAUAAUAAUGAAGUUUUCUCCGCUGGUACUCAAAGCUAUGAACUCUGGCUGUCCAAAAAUGGUGAAACAAAAUAUUUAGAGAUUAUGAGUAGGAAAUGGAACGGCAGAUCAUUCCAAGAAAUCUCAGCUAUUUUGAUUUGGCUUUAUACAGUUAGAUAUUUCAGCGGGAUUUCUUCCUAUUCUAGUAACACUGAGAUUGAAGCCUGGGGUUAUAUAGGUUGUCUUGAAUAUUUAGCAAAAGUGGGAACUGCUAUUUGGAAUGGUUAUUUUGGAUUUUUUAAGAAACCUCCAUUUUCUAAAGAAUUGAUCAGAACACUCAUUGCAGUGUCAAGAAUUAGUCUGAGAAUUAUAUAA
Messenger RNA from Rhizophagus irregularis DAOM 181602=DAOM 197198, 885 nucleotides. The record is from RefSeq and is a predicted model, not a curated record. Lineage: Eukaryota; Fungi; Glomeromycota; Glomeromycetes; Glomerales; Glomeraceae.